This is a messenger RNA of Eimeria acervulina, 1893 nucleotides long. RefSeq lists its product as hypothetical. Bases 1 to 1893 code for a protein of 630 amino acids. Lineage: Eukaryota; Apicomplexa; Conoidasida; Eucoccidiorida; Eimeriidae. The record is from RefSeq and is a predicted model, not a curated record. The transcript is spliced from 2 exons.
AUGUUAAGUCAUCCCCACACCGAAGCAGAGUCUCCCGUACAGUUGGCGUCACAUGUAACAGAUCAUUCGACGUCUUCGGCUCCUCCCUCGGAGUGUAGCUACUUCCCUUACACCACCCAGUGGCCCAACUCAAACUUCAGCAAGCGGAGACUUUGCCCCCAGAGGCAGCAGUUGACUGGGUUGUUUUGUGCAUUAAUGGUAGUCUUUCUGUUUGGGGGUUACUUCUGCCGUCUGAAGAGCCGCAGUGGCCACAAGGCAAUGCUGGCGGCCAGGCGGCUGGCAGGAGCAGAUGAAGCAAAUCAACUGCAUUCGCUCGAAGAAGGCUUUGUCUCGAACUUGUGCAAAUUCACUAAUGAGUUAGUUGGCGAUGAACCACUCGCCAAGGCUACGGAUCAGCCUUCAGUUUCAACGGAGUCAGCAGAGGUGCAGACUGGGGAGCCCAGUGGAAAAAGGAAAAGAAAAGCAAGGCAUAUUCAGCAGCACGGGGACAAGGCGACCGAAAUUUUACAGGGAUUGAGUGAAGAUUUGACGGAACAUGUGGCAUCAUCAGCGGAGUUGUGGGCGCCUUUUCCCGAAUAUUCAACUGAUGAAGCGGAGGCCCAAGAACAACUCGCGAAAAGGGCGAGAAUUGCCGAGUGGUCAAUGGACCCCGUUGGGGAUAUAGAGCUGCUUUUGGAAGGUCAGCAGAACAUUUCACCCGGAGAAUUGCCUGCAAGUGAACAACUGGGCUUCGACACCGCAGACGUUCCAGAGAGUGUUACAGUGGUGGAUCCACAACCUGAAGGCCUUCCUACCGCAGAGGCAUUUCUGCCCGCUUAUCAGCUUCGAAAUGCAUCUGAAGGGUCAUCAUCAGGCAUAUACUUUUGGGAAACGGCAGCUGGGGUCUCUGCAGCACAUGGAGCUCCGGAUGAGGAGGAAUUGUUGGUUGGCGAAUCACAUGCAAGCUUUGACCGCCGCUCAUAUUCAUCGAAUCGUGCUAGCAACAUAUUGCCACAAGUGAUAAGCCAGCAUAUUCGCGCAGGAGGUAUUGUAGUACAUGCUUCGUUGCCUGUACCUUGGCAAAACUACGGGGAGCCGAGUCAGGCGCCUUUCGUUCAACACCAGCAGCUGAGCCACACAACUUACGGCGAAGCUCAGCUUAGCUACCCAUUAGCCCAUUCUUUCAUGAUUCCCACAGUGCAACUUGCAGCAGUAACCGGUACCCAGAAACAGCCUGCAGACACUCUGUUCCAAAGAAAGCAAAGCGUAGCAGACAUGCAAACCCCGUUGAACCAGGAAGAGUGGCUGAGCCGCCAUCCUUUUUACCGACUGCCAGAUCUCCUGCCAGGAGUGGAGGUAAGGAACUUUGACUGGAGACGCCCUCUGCUGUCUUCAGCGAUUGUCCGCCAUGUGCCACAGAGGCUUACGGAUUUUCAAAGAUUAAUAAACAAACAGGCGCUUUCUCAGGAAGACGUCGACCAGCUCACGCAUACUGUUUGGGAUCUCCUGAGGUUUGCAUCCUCCACUAAGUCCAGGAGUCUGGCGAAGCCCAUUGGCGAAUUGUUAGAACCGCUUUCACUAAGAUUCCUUAUAGCAGAUGCAUUGUGGUGUGCCUGUGAGCUAUUUGGGAAGUUAGCAGAGAAGGAGCGAUGGUGGGCAUUUGUGAUGGACUCGCUGACUGCACCGCCAUUGCAUUUGAAGGAGGCUGAACGGCAAUCUGGGAAGCCGGCCGAGUAUGUACUCCAGGUCUGUCAAGCGCUUUCCGUGUACCGGAGUGGAAAUCGACCUUCAGGGCAAGUGGUCGUGAAUCUCAAGAAAACGUUGUUUGGGCCGCCGCCAAUACAUCGUAAUUUCGGCCGAAUGGUAUGGGACUGGUGGAGACGAGAAGCGGGUCUGUUGGAACCGCCGCAGUGA